Metopolophium dirhodum (rose-grain aphid) is the source of this 5125-nucleotide messenger RNA. RefSeq lists its product as uncharacterized. NCBI's taxonomy places the organism in Eukaryota, Metazoa, Arthropoda, Insecta, Hemiptera, Aphididae. The coding region runs from base 56 to 3076 and encodes 1006 amino acids. The transcript is spliced from 20 exons. Gene Ontology annotation, cellular component: membrane. Gene Ontology annotation, molecular function: taste receptor activity. The record is from RefSeq and is a predicted model, not a curated record. Gene Ontology annotation, biological process: sensory perception of chemical stimulus; detection of chemical stimulus involved in sensory perception of taste.
UGUUCUGAGUUUACUCGUGUUGUAGUGACAUCACCAGUCUUCACAUUUUUUUACUAUGCCCAACGAAAACUCUUUUCGGCCCGUUUAUCUCAAGGAAAGGAAUUUCUCUAAAUCUGGAUAUGAACGGCAGUUGAAACAAAGUUCAUUAACCGAUUCGGCGGUCUGUUCGAAUUACAACGCAUUAAGCUUAAAAGAAAACAAGGGAAUUAUCGCUAUUGAAAUACAAGACGAUCUUGGUAUGCCAGUAAACUACGCGAGAAUCAAUGCCAUGAAAGACAGUAUAAGGAAGGACAUAAUUAGUGAUAAAAAUUCGUUGCACAAAGCCAUCGCCCCCGUACUUAUGUUGAUGCAGAUGUGCGCUCUUUUACCGGUCCAAGGCAUUAGAGGACAAAACACUAGUUAUUUAGUUUUCAAUUGGUUCAGCUGGAUAAUGGCAUACAACAUUAUUUUAGUUGGCUCUUCUAUCGUAAUGGUUUCAUUUAUAAUAUACAGCAUGUAUAUUAAUGGACUGUCAUAUGAGGGCAUUGGUGAUUUAGUAUAUUUUGGAGGUACACUAAUCAAUUACAUGGUUUUUAUCCAUUUGGCAAGGAAAUGGCCAAAAGUUAUGGAAAAAUGGGAACUAAUGGAACGUGAGAUGAAACAAUAUGGACAUCCACCUAACAUGGCAUUUAAGAUUAAAAUGUUAACAUGUAUCAUUGUGUUACUUUCAAUAAUUGAUCAUUUGGCUUCUAUUUUGACGGGAGUAUUGAAAGCUAUACAUUGCUCAAAGAAUGGACUUGAUAUUUGUCGACUUUACUUUAUGACAUGGCUUAAAACAGUCUUUACGCAUAUAAACUACACGUUCGAUGUAGCUAUAACUUUGAAAUUUUUUGAUUGUUUGUAUUCUUUUUCUUGGAAUUUUAUGGAUUUAUUAAUAAUCGUACUAGCCUGCGCUUUGACGGACAAAUUCAAGCAGUUCAACCGAAAAUUAGCCAGCGUCAGGGGAAAAGUGCUUCCAAGUAUGUAUUGGCGGAAGUCAAGAGAAACAUAUAAUAUUUUAUCGUCGUUAACUGAAGACUUUGAUGAAUUUCUAUCUCCAGUGAUAUUAUUAUCAUUUGGUCAUAAUUUGUACUUUAUUUGCUUACAAAUUCUCAAUAGCCUGAAACCUAUGCACAGCUCUUGGGAGGCUCUAUGUUUCGUGAUUUUAUUUACAUACCUAGUUGGAAGAACAUGCGUGGUGUCUUUAUAUGUCGCAUCCAUUAAUGAUCAAAGCAAAAAACCAAAAGCUGUCUUGUUUUCUGUGCCAGCGGAGUGUUAUGGAGUUGAGGUAGAAAGAUUUUUAAUGCAAGUGACAUCUGAUGAAUUAUCAUUUACUGGAUGUAAUUUUUUCUCCGUCACUAGGACGUUUAUGCUAACGGUUGCUGGAACUAUUGUCACGUACGAAAUCGUAUUAAUACAAUUUAACAAUGUGGCUAGCGGAGUACCUGGCCAAAAUAAUACUCUUGUUAAUUAUUGUUCAAAUUGCGGCAGCGUAUGGACGUUUAUCGGUUUCGUCAUUUUGUGUGCUAUUAGAGAUGUUCACCGGGAAUUGGAAUUUCAAAGUACAGCCUCUGUAGCUCGCUGGGUGGUCACUAAGGCAGUUUACACAUUUUGGUGGAGUUUCUGUAUCUUUUGGACAAGGACUAUAGUGGUGGUCACCUGCGCAUUUGACGCAUCUAGGUGUUGGUGCAUUGAGGAAUGCCCUUGGAAGGUUGUCUUGGUUCUAUCGCUACUACACAGUGCAAGAGUCUGUUUAGAGACACUUGAAAUACAAGACGAUCUUGGUAUGCCAGUAAACUACGUGAGAAUCAAAGCCUUGGAAGACAGUAUAAGGAAGGAUAUAAUCAGCGAUAAAAAUUCGUUGCACAGAGCCAUCACGCCCUUACUUAUUUUGGUGCAAAUAUGCGCUCUUUUUCCGGUGCAAGGCAUUAGAGGACAAAACACUAGUCAUUUAGUUUUCAAUUGGUUCAGCUGGAUAAUGGCCUACAGCAUUAUUUUAGUUUGCUCUUCUCUCUUGAUGAUUUCGUUAAUAAUAUUCAACUUGUAUAAGAAUGGACUGACGUAUGAAAUCACUGGUGAUUUAGUAUUUUUUGGAGGUACACUAAUCAAUUACAUGGUUUUUAUCCAUUUGGCAAGGGAAUGGCCAAAAGUUAUGGAAAAAUGGGAACUAAUGGAACGUGAGAUGAAACAGUAUGGGUACCCACCCAACAUGGCAUUUAAGAUUAAAAUGUUAAUAUGGUUUAUCAUGUUACUUUCAAUAAUUGAACACUUGGCUUCUAUUUUAACGGGAGUAUUGAAAGCUAUACAUUGCUCACCGGAUGGACUAGACAUUUUUCAACUUUACAUUUUGACAUCGCUCAAAACAGUUUUUACGAUUAUAGACUACUCGAUCGUAAUAGCUAUAAUUUUGAAGUUUUUUGAUUGUUUGUAUUCUUUUGCUUGGAAUUUUAUGGAUUUAUUAAUAAUCAUACUAGCCUGUGCUUUGACGGAAAAAUUCAAGCAGCUCAACCAAAAAUUAGACAGCGUCAGGGGAAAAGUGCUUCCAAGUAUGUAUUGGCGGAAAUCUAGAGAAACAUAUAAUGUUCUAGCGUCGUUAACUCACGAUUUUGAUGAAUUUCUAUCUCCCGUGAUAUUAUUAUCAUUUGGUCAUAAUUUGUACUUUAUUUGCUUACAACUUCUCAACAGCUUAAAACCUAUGCACAGCUCUUGGGAGGCCCUCUGUUUCGCAUUUUUAUUUACAUACUUAGUUGGAAGAACAUGCGUAGUGUCUUUGUACGUCGCAUCCAUUAAUGAUCAAAGCAAAAAACCAAAAGCUGUCUUGUUCUCUGUGCCAGCAGAGUGUUAUGGAGUCGAGGUAGAAAGAUUUUUAAUGCAAGUGACGUCUGAUGAAUUAUCAUUUACUGGAUGUAAUUUUUUCUCCGUCACUAGGACGUUUAUGCUUACGGUUGCUGGAACUAUAGUCACGUACGAGAUCGUAUUAAUACAAUUUAACAAUGUGGCUAGCGAAGUACCUGAUCAAAAUAAUACUCUUGCUAAUUAUUGCCCAAAGUUAUUAUGAUUCAUAGAUUGCCUGGACAAUUAAACAAAGUUCAUCUCUUUAGUAAUAAAGGAAUAUUAUGGAAAGUUAGAAAAUAACCAAUGAUUUAUCUAUUAUUAAAUUUAUAAAGUGUUUGUAAACAUCGGUAAUAGUUUUUUACUUUCAUGAGAAAACAAUUCAUGUGUACUUUGUAACAUAAAUACCUAAUUAUUAAAAUACAAUAGAACCUCAUUAAUCCGGACUAAUUGGGGCUCUAGGUUGUCCGAAUUAAUGAAAGUCCGGAUUAAACAAAAUAACCAAAAACCGUAAAUUAUAAAUUUAUAAAAAUUUUAUUGUAUAGUUUAUUAAACCAUAUAUUAUUAAACCUAACAAAAUAGUAGAUACAUACAUAUAAUCAUUACAUACAUAUACAUUACUUACAUAGUAUUAAGGCACACCUUCAUUAUUCACACUUGACACUGGUUUGAAAAAACUGCUUAUCUUUGGUUGUCUUCCUUUCACAGUGAUUUCUUUAAUGAUUAACUCGCGAAGAUGCCUUAGAUGCUCAUGAUACGCAGAUAUGUUUUCAUCGUUGUUAUCUUCAACGUAUUUAAUUACAAUGUUUAGAUGAUCUUUAAUUUCACCAAGUUUUGGCUUAGGGUUUACGUUAUCAUCUGCUUCUUCUUGAUCAUAUUCAUCCGAUUCAGGGUUUUCUGUAGCAGUCACACAAUCUCCUCCUCUGUUAAAAUAUGAUAACCUAGAUCAUAUUCAUCUGCUUCUAACCACAACUCAAUGUCUUCCAGUGUAGCUGAAUUUUCACCUCCUUGGUGGAAAAUGUUGUGAAAAUCGUCUGUUUCUAAUUCAGCCGUAUCUGAUUCAACCUCUUCAUUUAUUAAUAGUUUUUUCCACGAGUUAAUCAAAGUUGAAAGUUUUAUAUCUUUGACAGCCGAUGCGAAAUUAUAAAUCAUAGAUCUGAUAUUGUAAUCUUUGAGAUUUUGUAACGUUUUAUAACCUCUUCUAUCUUCUUCUCCUGCAGCUGGUUCCUCGACUUCCGAAAUUUCAUUUAAAAGCUUCUUCUAUAUGGACGUUUGGCUAUGUAAAUGACGUCUUGAUUCAUAGGCUGAAUCAGAGAGGUUGUGUUUGCUGGCAAAACAUGCACGUGAUCUUUUUAUCAUCGCUAGUAAGCUGUUUAACCUGUGGAUGUGCUGGACAAUAAUUGUCCAGUAGAACUAAGGUCUUCACUUUAUCGUCAGGAAUUUUCAAAAUUUUUGUUUGAUAUCUUCUAAUUUCUGGCACUGUUUUUUUUGUGAAACCAAUCUAUUGUAAUGUCUGAAGGGAACCAUGCGCUUUUCGAGUUGUAGUAGUGAACUGGUAACGUGUUAAUAAUAUUUUUUAUUGCACGUGGUUUUUUACUUUUUCCUACAAUCACAGGCUUUAACAUAUGACUUCCAUCAGCAUUAGCGCACAGCAAUGCAGAAACUCGAUCUUUACUGAUCUUCCUACCAGGCGUGUUUUUAUCAGCUUUAGACGCUUGGGUACUGUCUGGUAAUGCUCUCCAAUAUAACCCUGUCUCGUCAUAAUUGUUCACAAUUUACAAUUUACAAUUGGAUAACUCUAAUGACUAUUGGUAUUAAUAAAUAUGCUAUCGCAAUAACCCGCAUUUAUAGGAAAUUUGUAGAACUCGUUUUCAUGUUUAUUUUAAUCUAUGGUGAAAACUAGCGUAAUUGUCGUACGACCGGUAUAUUUACGAAUUAUAAAUGGCUGUCCGGAUUAAGCGAAGUCCGGACUAAUGAGGUCCGGAUUAAUGAGGUUCUACUGUACAACAACUGUCAUCUUUGUUAGUUGGCAGUUCGUAAUCUGCAAAUACUAAUAAACCUUGGUAGUAUGGAGUAUUACGAAUUUAGACAUUUUAAAAAUGGAAAACUCUUCAAACAAAUGAAUACGUUAUAAAUACUAUAUUAAUUGUUCAUUUUUUUUUCAGUAUUAACAUAUUUUAGAGUAAAAUUACACUAUUUAAUAUUUAUAAUAAUUUAAAUUGUACUGAAUAUAUAUUUAUUUAAUAUUAAAGUUUUAAAGUUUUAUUUAGGUUUA